Cervus elaphus (red deer) is the source of this 1288-nucleotide messenger RNA. RefSeq names its product N-terminal Xaa-Pro-Lys N-methyltransferase 1 (gene NTMT1). Gene Ontology annotation, cellular component: cytoplasm. The transcript has 5 exons. Gene Ontology annotation, molecular function: N-terminal protein N-methyltransferase activity. The record is from RefSeq and is a predicted model, not a curated record. Lineage: Eukaryota; Metazoa; Chordata; Mammalia; Artiodactyla; Cervidae. The coding region runs from base 399 to 1154 and encodes 251 amino acids.
GGCGCCACCUGCUGGGCCCAGAAGCUGGGGCGACGCCGGGUCAUGUCUGGCCCUGCGCUCAGCUCAGGGCAUCCUCACGCCAGUGGGGGGCGGAGGGGGGGUGCCGUGGGAAGUGGACAGGAGGGCGUAGACCAGCCCCCCAGGCCAUAGCGCCCAGAGCGCGGCAGUGUGGUUCGGGGGGUACCACCACUGGCCCGCCAGACAGUAAAAAGUGGCUUCAGGCUAGAGCGCCCCGAUCCUCUGUUUCCUCACCUGAAGAAACGGUGACGGUCAGGAUCCUGUCUACCCUGGGGUCAGAAGCCGCCCGGUCUGGUGUCCUGUCGGGAGAGGAAGGAUGGAGAAGCCGGGACGCCGGGUCUCCUGCUCUGACAUGAAGAUGGCUUUGCGAAACGACUCGAAUGCAAGAGUCAGGAGGCACUGCCCUCCGAGGGGAGCCGCUGCCGCUGAGUUUGGUGCCUGAGCAGAGACGUGCUGCUGAGAGCAUGACGAGCGAGGUGAUCGAGGACGAGAAGCAGUUCUACUCCAAGGCCAAGACGUACUGGAAGGAGGUCCCGGCCACCGUGGACGGCAUGCUCGGGGGGUAUGGCCACAUCUCCAGCAUCGACAUCAACAGCUCCCGGAAGUUCCUGCAGAGGUUUCUGAGGGAAGGCCCAAACAAGACAGGGACCUCGUACGCCCUGGACUGCGGAGCCGGCAUUGGGAGGAUCACCAAGCGGCUGCUCUUGCCUCUCUUCGGAGUGGUGGACAUGGUGGACGUGACAGAGGACUUCCUGGUCAAGGCCAAGACCUACCUGGGCGAGGAGGGCAAGCGAGUGAGGAACUUCUUUUGCUGCGGCCUCCAGGACUUCAGCCCCGAGCCACAGUCGUACGAUGUGAUCUGGAUCCAGUGGGUGAUAGGCCACCUGACCGAUCAGCACCUGGCCGAGUUCCUGCGGCGCUGCAAGCGGGGCCUGCGUCCCAACGGCAUCAUCGUCAUCAAGGACAACAUGGCCCAGGAGGGUGUCAUCCUGGACGACGUGGACAGCAGUGUGUGCCGCGACCUGGACGUGGUGCACAGCAUCGUCCGCAGCGCGGGCCUCAGCCUCCUGGCGCAGGAGCGGCAGGAGAACCUCCCGGACGAGAUCUACCACGUCUACAGCCUCGCCCUGAGAUGAGCGGGCCGGCGCAACCAGGGACCAGUGUGGGACCGGGGGACUGGCGGCCGGGCAGGGCCCAGAAGCGCCACGUCGGUGGUUCGGGAGUGUUGAGCGGGGCCACUAAAUACAGCUGUCUGCCGUCCACUGCCAAA